Molecule: messenger RNA, 4373 nt
Organism: Drosophila rhopaloa
Lineage: Eukaryota; Metazoa; Arthropoda; Insecta; Diptera; Drosophilidae
Gene: MEP-1
Exons: 6
Coding region: 1-3444 (1147 amino acids)
Biological process (GO): regulation of gene expression
Cellular component (GO): nucleus
Source: RefSeq, a predicted model, not a curated record
AUGACUGAAGUCGAUGUCGUUUUGCCGGAGGGCGUGGUCGAGCCCACGACAAAGCUUGCCAGCGCAUCAAGUUCCCCAAAACAGUCGAAAACAUCAGCAGUGAAUGAUGAGCAACGGGACAGAGCGGAGGGGGAGGAGAAUCAGGUUGAGGAGCAUGAGGAGGAGUUACCCUCCAAGGAAAAACUGGAUCUCAUCUCUACUGGUGAAAAGGACAUCUCCAAAGAGGAUGUGGCCCAGGCUUCUCCACAAGCUCCAGCGCCCGACGAGUUAAUGGAGGUGGAAGAGAACGAGGAAGUCGAGGAAGUGGAGAACGACGACGAGGACUCACAGAUCACCAGCAGCAGCUCCAAAGAGCCAAAACUGGAUGAGGAGGAGGACGAAGAAGAGGCCACCACUAACGGGGACGUGGAUCAUGAGCCCGAGGACGAAGACGAGGCCGAGAAGAUCGGUAGCACGGCGGAAAACAGUUGCGAGGCCGAAGAUCCGCUAGGGGCAGCCACAGUUCAGGAGGAGGCGCUGGUUAGCGGGAAAAAAAACCAUCUAGACGGUGACGAUAGCCAGCCUAGCGAAGAGGACGACGAGGAAGAGCCCACGUCAAAGAAGGAAAAUGGCUUUGACGCCAGCCCGAAACAGAAAGAGAACGGACAGGCCAGCUUAUCAGAGGCCAUGGGGGCAGUCGCCUCUUCCGAUGGGGGAGUGGUCAACCUGGACGAGGACAGUGACGAGGAAAUGGAUCUCACGGACCACAAGGAGCCUGCAAAGCCUAUUGAGAAGGCAGCCAAACCGGCACCCUCCAACGGUGGUGAUUCCUCCGACGAUGCAGUGCUGAUAGCCUCCGACUCGGAUACAGAGUCUCCAGCUCCACCGCCGCCUGUGAAGAAGCUUCCCCUAUCAUCGCCAGUAGUCAAGGCUACACCACCGCCCCCUCCUGUUCAUGAGGAUGAGGACGAUGACGACGACGAUGACUGCGUCGUGAUUGAAGACGACACACCUCCAAGUAUUUCGCCCAGCGGCAAACGCAAGAGCGACCUCGACGAUCUGCAUCUGCAGCCCAGCCACAAAAGGCAGCGCAGUUCGACGCCGUCGGGAAUGGGCCAGCUGACCAUCAAGGAUGCCCGCUCGCUGAUGCCCCACGAUGGCAGUACGAGCUCUAUGCCGGGACCACGGGAUUCCAUAUAUCCGGUUACUAUAACGAAUGCUGUGACGGGAGCUGCCACCAAUUUGGGAGUAGUGCCGCCCAAACUGGUUCCCAUGGCGGGAGGCAUUGGUGCCAGCCCGGUGCAACUGAAUCCGCCAACGCUAUCGCUGACCGGACUGCCCAGCAUGACUAACAAUGCCAACCUGCUACCUGGCCUUACAGACGACAUGUUCGUGCUAGAAGCGCCCUCUUUCAUUGUGCCCUACAUAUAUGAGAAGCCGCCGCACGAAAACAUCUGCGAGGUGGUUAAGGCCAUCGAGACCAAGUAUGCGCUAUCUGCUGAGGAUUUAGCCGAGGCGGACAAGGGUGAUGAGUUCGACAUGAUGACCGAGCAGAACAAGGAGGACAAGCCGGCGGAUCAGGGCGAUGAGGGAAGCAAGAAAAAGAAGAAGAAGCGGGGCGACGACGAAUCCUGGUCGGAGCAGUCCGACGAUGAUGAUGACGAAGACGACGACGACGACUCGGAGUCCGGAGUGCGCACUAAGGUGCUGAUUAAGGAGGCAAACGACGACCUGAGUGCCCUUAAAGUAGCCAUCAAGCCCGCCGCUGCCUUGGCCACAGCCGGUGGACUAGCGCUUAACAAUCCAGGAGGCAGCAAACCUGGACAGGAGAACUACUUUGAGAGUCCGUUGGGCAAGUUCUUCAUGGACAUUGGCGUGGGCCUGGUGCAGGAGUUCGUGCAGGCGGAUCUACUGCGUUUGCAGAAGCGCAAGAUGCGCAAGGCCCAGGUGCAAGGAGUCCCCAAAGAGUUUGAGAUGGCCAUCAAUGCACUGUCGGGCAAUCUCCAGGCCUCCAAAACGAAAAACGCCCCCUUUAAGUUCCGGAUGAAGCGCUGCGAGUUCUGUAAUUUCAAGUCGGAAUCGGCCAUGGCCAUGGCCAAUCAUUAUGAGACGCCGCACAUGAACGGAGUGUUGUACAAGUGCAAUUUCUGCACGUUCGAGAUCCGAAACGCCACGGAGAUCGUUUACCACAUGGAGGCGGUGCACAACAUCAAGGCGCGCCUGAUUAAGCCACUGCCCUACCACCAGUGUCCCAACUGCGGCUUCGAGGACAACGGCAAGGCGAAGCUGGCUCGUCAUCAGCCUGUCUGCGCAAAGAAGUUCCGGCCGGAGUUGAACCUGGCGCCACCCAACGACUGGGAGGCACCUGCCAAGAUACCGCGCAUCAAGCCACGUCAUGGUCUAGUGGGCACGGCCACAGCCUAUCAGGCAAUGGCUGCGCAGGCGGCUGCACAAAAGGCCGCUUUGGCCAAUAUUCAGCAACAGCAGGCGGCGGCGCAGGCCAGGAAUAAUCUUCAGGCAGCGGCGUUGGCCGCCCAGAAUGCGGCCAAGAUGAGGCAACGAGCGCCACAGCCGCCCAAACAGAACAUGGUGCGCAAUCCGGCGCCUGUCCGCGGAGGCAAUUCUAUGAACGCAGGACUAUCGUUGCCCAACAGUUACCAGUUGGCUGCAGGACAGCUUGUUCAGGCGUCCAAGAAGCCGAUGGCCGGACAGCCCAGUAUCUCGAUAACGCCAUUACCUCGACAGAGCUCUGUGGGCGCCGGAGCGGGAGCCUCGUCCAGCAAGGCGCCUCAAGCGGCCGCAGGGAUGAAGCCCGGCCAGAGUCCCAGCGGCAACAAUAAGGCGCAGUUUGUCAUCUGCGAGAUCUGCGAUGGCUACAUCAAGGAUCUGGAACAGCUGCGCAACCACAUGCAGUGGAUGCACAAAGUGAAGAUUCAUCCCAAGAUGAUCUACAACAGGCCGCCAUUGAAUUGCCAAAAGUGUCAAUUCCGGUUCUUUACGGAUCAGGGAUUAGAGAGGCAUUUGCUGGGCUCUCAUGGUUUGGUCACAAGCUCCAUGCAGGAGGCUGCCAACAAGGGCAAGGAUGCCGGUCGCUGUCCAGUCUGUGGAAGGAUGUACCAAUGGAAGUUGCUGAAUCACGUGUCGCGUGAUCAUCACAUGACCCUAAAGCCCGCUCACCUGUCCUACAAGUGCACCGUUUGCACGGCCACCUUCGGCAUGUACAAACAGUUCGAGACACACGUUUAUACCGCCCACAGUACCGUGGCCAGGAAGGCAAUGGAUAGCAAGAAGAACAGCGCGCAAUCCAGCGGGUCCGGAUCUGGAGCAGGGAUGUCGCGCAGUUCGUUGGGAGCGGCCAAUGACUCGCUGCUGAAGCCGCUUAAGAUCAACGAUGAGAUCACCAUCAUACCCCAGCCCGCAUCGAAGCCACGCAUCACAAAUAUGGAGAGUCAUGUCAUAGAUUAAAGAAAAGAGCGUGUUGGAUCAACCAAAAACCUAAUCUCGCAAAGUUUGCAGCAUUAACAGCGCUUUAAAAUAGUUUCGUUUUUAAGCCGAACGCGACCUUGCCGCCCCAAGGUCACGCCCUUCUACUUCUGUAAGACGAAUUGUAUAAAGAGCAAGAGUAUAAACAAAAACCGAAGCGAAUGAGGAGGAGGAGCAGACUGGAAGGCCGGAAUGUUGGCCAGUUGGCCUGCGAGCCCUGACUAAACUAAAGUAGCCCGUACUUGGUGCGGUUUAAUCACUAACACACCAGCUACAGGAUACGCGAUACACAUAACGCUAACGGCAUAGAUACAGAUAGAGAUACUAGUUACGGAUUUUAGUUACAUACGUUUUGGAGUGUGCACAUAAGUUGAAGUUGUAGCUACUACUAAUAUAUACCACAUACAUACAUAUAUAUUUAACUAUAUUUAAAGCAUAUUAUGAAGAAGCCGCCAGAGCGCAUCGUCAGCAUGAUGACUAUGUAAAUUAGUUAAAAACUAAACUAUUUAUACGAAAAUUACGAUUAUCCAAAUGUGUGUUGCAGUAUGUAUAUACAUUUUGAUAGGUCCCCGCCCACGUAAAUGGCGUACUUUGUUUCGUUCUCUUCGAAUCUUCUAGUUUAUUUUUGCGAUUAGUCGAUGAGGCAAUGCGGGAGUAAUUCGGAGCGAGGCGCAUGGGCUAGGACCCUUCUAAACUGAUCUGAGAGUAGUUCGACAUUUUAAUUUUUGUGUACAAGUUUAAACUUAUAUUUAUAUUACACAUUAUCUAUUAAUAUUAAAGUAUAUAUCAUCUAUUACCGCCUAAGAAUCCCCAUGUACUACAGUUAUAAAGUAAAACCACAACACAACCUACCAACCAACAAACAAACUGAAAAUGAGAAAAUUAAAAACCUAGUUAAUAUAAAAUGCUAA